AUGGAAUCGCCUUCAGAACUUUCCGAGUACGGCAGCGACGAUUUUCCCGAGGACAUCAAAGGAGGCCGCCAUGCCAGCUACGAAGCCACUCCUGACCACGACCAGCGCCCCAACAAGCGACCACGCCUGAAUAUCCGCGCGCCAUCCUCACCACCCCAUAUUAAUACCAUGCCGCCCGAGGAAGAGGACGAGCUGUCGGAAGACACAGAUGGCUCUGUGCCCGCGUCGCCACACCACCACCCGGGCAUGUCGCAAGACGACGACUAUGGCCAGGAACAGGUCACUGUCUGCAAAUGGGACGGCUGCACGGCGGGUGACCUGCAGAACAUGGAUAACCUCGUCGAACAUCUUCAUGAAGACCAUAUCGGUACACGGCAGAAGAAGUAUAGUUGCGAGUGGAGCGACUGCACAAGGAAAGGCAUACCACACGCUAGUGGCUAUGCGCUGAGGGCACAUAUGCGCUCCCACACGAGGGAGAAGCCAUUCUACUGCACCCUUCCAGAAUGCGACCGCUCCUUCACCCGCUCCGACGCGCUGGCGAAGCAUAUGAGAACCGUCCACGAGACCGAAGCACUGCGCCCCUCGGACCCUGUCCCCAAGCACCACUCCUCCAACCCCACAAACAACAAGCAGCGCCUCAAGCUCGUCCUCAACAACGAAGCCAAGAAGCUGCCCCACGACAAAGGCUCCACACCCGGGUCUCCCUCCUCACAUUCGCACCCCCCAAACAGCGCGACGAUCCCGUCCAACGCACCCGCACCCGCACCCGCACCCGACGCCGACUACGCCCACAACAACGUCAUCUACCUGCAAGACCUCGCCAACCCCUCCGCCCCACCGCUCGUCCAAUUCCCAUCGGACAUCGAAUUCACCCCCGAAGAGCUCCAGCGACCCGCCCCCGAACUCUUCCAACUCCUGCGCCGCCAACUCCUCUGGGCAACGCAAGAAGGCGAACAACUGCGCGCCGAAGCCGAGGAGCUCGAACACACCCGCCAGGAAGAAUGGCAAGCCAAAGAACUCCUCUUCGAGAACUACAUGGAAGCACAAGCCGCAACCGAGCGACGGCGCCGCGUCGAUCAAGGCAUGCCCGACGACAUGGAAGGCUGGCAAUCCGUUGAAAACGACAUCCAGCCCGCGAAGGCCCUGCCCAUCUUACCCCGAGAAGGCAAAUUGCCGUGGUGGCGCGACGACACUCAGCAACAACCGCGGAUUAAGGAGGAAGCGGUUCAGCCUAGGCCGCCUCCCGCGCAUAUCCAACCUAUCGAAGAGCCCCAGCCUCAGGUAUCCGUUCUGUAG
Messenger RNA from Alternaria arbusti, 1296 nucleotides. RefSeq lists its product as uncharacterized. Lineage: Eukaryota; Fungi; Ascomycota; Dothideomycetes; Pleosporales; Pleosporaceae. The record is from RefSeq and is a predicted model, not a curated record. The transcript has 2 exons. The coding region runs from base 1 to 1296 and encodes 431 amino acids. Gene Ontology annotation, molecular function: DNA-binding transcription factor activity, RNA polymerase II-specific; RNA polymerase II cis-regulatory region sequence-specific DNA binding. Gene Ontology annotation, biological process: regulation of transcription by RNA polymerase II. Gene Ontology annotation, cellular component: nucleus.